AUGACAGCAUUGCGUAUGGCCCCUACAGUCCGCAAAUUGCAAAAUAGAAUCGGCUACAAUUUCAAAAACGCUCAGUACCUAUGGGAAGCCGUACAGGCCCCGGGAUCAAUUAUACGCUCCGGCGAAGUCCAAGGCGCUGGGUCUGAGCGUCACAGUGUAGGGUUUCAAACAUUUCCAGAUGGCAACCGCAGACUUGCUAUCGUUGGCGAUGCCGUUCUGAAGCUGGCGCUUGUUGAGGAUUGGUACAAGGGGGAGGGGUCCAGAGAGAGGCUCUCCCGCAUUGUCUCCGACGUUGGCUCAAAUGCCAAUCUUUACAUGGUCGGUCGCACCAACGGACUGGACACGCUCAUCAACAAGAAUCCGUCUUCCAAAGAUGCUCCUGUAGGACCAACUGUGAUGGCUGGCACCAUCGAGGCUAUUAUCGGUGCUGUAUAUAUUGACGGCGAUAUGAUAUCUGUUGCGAAAGUGAUGCAGAAUCUAGGCCUGAUGCCUAGACUUGUGCGUAAAACGGGAACGAAAGUGCCGGUUUCGGAGACUGUGAAACAAGCAGUACCUACGCCUGUUAUUGAGGGUCAACGAGAAAAGGAGACACCUCCAAAAGACUCGGAUGAGACGUUGGGGAGUGGGAUGCAAGUGUCUCAAGAGCUAGUAAAUGCGUGCCGGGAAAACUCAACGGAAGUACAGCUCAAGCAGCGACUGGAUCAAAACGACCAAUCACCAUGA
Letharia columbiana is the source of this 723-nucleotide messenger RNA. RefSeq lists its product as uncharacterized. Bases 1 to 723 code for a protein of 240 amino acids. Lineage: Eukaryota; Fungi; Ascomycota; Lecanoromycetes; Lecanorales; Parmeliaceae. Gene Ontology annotation, molecular function: ribonuclease III activity. The transcript is spliced from 2 exons. Gene Ontology annotation, biological process: RNA processing. The record is from RefSeq and is a predicted model, not a curated record.